CUUCUUCGGCACGGAGCCGCGAGCUCCCGUGUCCGUGCCCCUCCUUAUUUUGCCGCCUCCUCUUCCUCUCUUCGGUGCCGUGCUUCGACUCCGCCACCUCCCGCGAUGCCGCCCCCCCCUUGGCCUUCCGCCUCCGCCAUGGCCACCCACUGGAUUACCGACGCCCUCGCCGGUGACGACUCCAUCGAGUUCUCCAUGCUCCAGGCGCUGCUGAGGGACUCGUCGGAGCCCUUCGCGGGCGCCCCGGAGGCCGUGCAUGAGCGGCUCGCGCUCCGGUCUCUGCAGGAGCUGUCGUCGCUGAUACCCGCCGGGGGUGAUGCCGCGCCGGCGACGGCACGUGUGCUUAGGGUUGAUGGCGCCCGGUCGUGCAAGGACGUGUUCUUUCGGCUUGCCACAGAGAUUGAAAUUUCUGGAAAAUUUAAGAAGGAUUUGCUUCCACCUUACCGUCAAGACAUCCAGGAAACCAUACGUACAAAAAAAAUUACAUUACCAGAAACUUUGUUAAAAGGAGUUGACGCAUGGAUCACAUCUAUGACCCCACAUUCCCAAUCGGAGCACAAUGGCACUGCUGAUCAGUCCCUGCAAAACAGCCAUGGAUGUGUAAAUAUAGUGAAGCCUGUGUUCCCUACAGACAAUGCUGAGGUUCAGCAAGAGACUAUGACAAAUUCAAUCAAUGAAGGUGAAACAGGAAAUCUCCAAAAGGAUUCGUCUGUACCAACUUCUGUUCUUCACCAACCAUGUACACCCAAAAGUAGGUCUUACGUCCCUCUGCAAGAAGAUACUAUGGAUGCUGUUGGUUUAGGCGCUAGGUCCCGAAAAAGGAGUCUUAUUGUGGAGGGGAACAUGUCAGUUGGAUUUGUGCUUGCUUCAGCUGGCUGUGAUACACCUUUGCAGGGAAGCAUUAUUGAGUCCUUUUCCCAGUUUGAUAAACAUGAUCAUACUGCUACAGUUGAACCAAAAUCUCGUAGACAAAAAUCUCCAAAUCUACCUCACUGUGCCGAUGAGGGGGCAGAUGAUGGUGGCUCCAGCAAUCAGUCAUCUAAGGUUUCCAGUCAUGAAGGACUGAGCGCUCAUGCCACAGUAACUCCAGGUUUUGACAGAAUCAGCGAUGUCUUACCGACAGAUGCAUCUGAACCUGGACAUUUGCCUGAGUGCAUAACCGCACAGGAUACAACCAUGAUUUCACAGCCUGUUUGCAGGAAAGCUCAUCUGAGUGCUCUGCAACAUGAAAGGGGUGAGAAAGUAAACCAAGAUCUGGAAGAUGUCUCUGCAAGUACUCGGCCACUGGAAGAGGACCACGUUCAUGGGGAUCUGACUUUGCAAUCUCCUAGUGCUUUACUUUCUGUAAGCUGCAAUGGUGCUAAUCAAGGAAGUAAGUCUGGGACCAAUCUUCAACCAGGGACUGCUACAGAGGAUAGUAUGGCUUUUGAAGAGCAGAAUGCAGACAAGUCUUGCUUAGAAUUCACUGGUGCCAACAAGGAUCCAGAGAAAAAGCAGCAUGCGGGAGACAAAGGUCUUGUUUGGUUUCCUCCGGUUGAUGAGGCUGACCAGGAGGAUAGUCUUACAGCUUCUAACCAAUCUGGUGGCAAGCGAUCAUCACCCCCUUCGCGUAAUAUGAGACACAGCAAAAAAAUGUUGCAAGAAAAGGAGUCAGCUGUACCAAGUAAAUCUGGAAAAGGUAUUGCAAAGCAGGAUCAACACAUGCCUACUUCACCAAGGAAAAGAAGUUAUGUACGCCCGCAAAAGCGCUACUCCAAUCCUCUUGCACCAAAUAGUAGACGCAAAAGAGUCAAUUGGACAAAAGAAGAAGAAGCUAUUUUGAGGGAAGCGAUGGAAAAAUUCACUCCACAGGAUGAUGCGCGAAUUCCAUGGAUUCAGAUACGAGAAUAUGGCCGUCAUGUGUUUCACGAGGAGCGCCUGCCAGAUGAUUUGAGGGUCAAGUGGAGGAGCAUGAAGGGCAAGGAGCUGGCAGGCUAUUGAUGCUGGCAAUCUUACAGGAAUGUAGCCGUUGUAGCCUUUAUCUCUUUUGAGUCCACAUGGAACACUGAUGUGGUACUUGUAGAUAGCGAAUGUGCUAACUCCUCACUGCAAGUAGGAAUGGAGGGUUUCUUUUAACUAGGAUGUUGAUGCUUGGUAAGGGACAUAUAUGUGUCAAGCAUGAAGCAUCUAUCAAAUGUCUGUGUACCUUUUGGCCGUGGUAUCACGACAAUUAUCACAGACUAGGUAUCACGACAAUUAUCACAGACUAUAAUAUCUUGCUGUUGCAGUUUAGAUGAGAUUAUGUAUGUAAACAUGAUUAUUAUGAGAAGGGCUAGUACGUUUGGAGAGAA
Molecule: messenger RNA, 2330 nt
Organism: Sorghum bicolor (sorghum)
Lineage: Eukaryota; Viridiplantae; Streptophyta; Magnoliopsida; Poales; Poaceae
Exons: 7
Coding region: 106-1980 (624 amino acids)
Source: RefSeq, a predicted model, not a curated record